Molecule: messenger RNA, 1450 nt
Organism: Brassica rapa (field mustard)
Lineage: Eukaryota; Viridiplantae; Streptophyta; Magnoliopsida; Brassicales; Brassicaceae
Source: RefSeq, a predicted model, not a curated record
AAAACCGCCCCUUAUUUUUUAACUAUGAAAAUGUAAAAACCAUCUUUUAAAUAAAAGAUAUAAGAACCGGUUAUUUAAAAAGAAAAUCAAAUUAAAAAUCAAAAACCUCAAAUUAAGAAUCAGGGUUAAUCAUGCACUAAAAAUAUUUCUAUAGCGGUCUUAUUUGGAUUUGUUUUUCAGCUUAGUCCGACUGAUUUUUCGCUAGUGGAUUUUGUUAUCUCUCGUCUUUACUCGUUAAUUAAGUGAUUCCAUCUCAGUGAAUUGCCAAUUCCUGAAUGUGUGUUUUGGGUUGAUCUUUUUCUUUGUUCAGUUAUCCAUAUUAAUUAGUCUUUGAUGGCCUACGCUGAGCAAAGCUUAUCGGUUAUGAUUGGAAAUUAGAAAGAGAACAUUUUGACUAUUCUGAUUUUAGGGUAAGUAGAAUUGUAAUUUCUAUCUAUGAAAUGUUCUGAUGAAUGUCUUGGUUAAUGAGUUGUCGUUAAUCUUAAAGCUGCAAUUAUCUGGUGGAGGAAAGUCCAUUUAUCAAACUAUCCGAAGACCUAGCAACGGCGACUAAUAGUGAUACCCAACAUGUCUUGAUGGAGUUUCAGUGUUGUAGUAACACGUAUUGCUACGUGUAACUCUUUUUAUGUUCUUUAUACAUGUGUUAGACUAUAAUAUCAUGCAAAAACUGUAUCACUGGUCACAAAAAAAAAACCCAAUCUGAAAAAAAAACAGUAAAUUAAAUAACUUUUUAUUAUUAUAUAGUCGUCUUCCUCGUCUUCUCCACUUCCAUCACCAAUCUAUACACCAACAAAGGCGCAAAACAGCUUCUCCAGCUGAAGCCUCUGUAAAACAACUAACACCAUGGACUUAUGUACGGACUCUCCAGAUGCUUCAAUACCUAUCCAAGGUCCUAGUUUUAUGCCAAGAAGAUUGCAGUUUGUGAAUUCAAGGUUGUUGAAACUUACGUCCUGCACCGCAAUGAAAAGCCAAAGUCCUGAACUUAAGUUUCGGCAUAAAAAUAUGUGGAUGGUAAACCAACAUGGGUUAAACAGAGCAUCAAAUUGUUGGAUGAGAAUGAUAGUCCAUUGUCUCUGGUCAAGGUUCCUUCUAUGGUGGAACCAAUUGGAACCUGUGGCCACCGUGUCUUGCUUUGGUGCCUCCCGGCUGAAGCCAGAGCUUAGCAAGUUCUCACCUGGUGACAUCAAAGAGGACACCGUGGCCAGACUUCCUCAGAGCUCCCGAGUGGUGAACAAAGAAGCCAAAAGGCUCUCUGGUUAGCCUAGAGGAUCACACAGCUUUUGAUGGUACAGCACCUCGUUGAAGAAAGAUACAAAACGAUCACUAAAAGCAAACAAUUAAUUGUAAUCAGUGUACAAAUGUAUUGUUUCUCCCUUCUUGUGAGGGAGAAGAACUGAAAGUAAUUACCAUUUUAAGUAACCUCUUAAAUAGUAGAUCAUUUUAAUCUGUU